Dacryopinax primogenitus is the source of this 864-nucleotide messenger RNA. Its product is annotated as oxidoreductase. The record is from RefSeq and is a predicted model, not a curated record. Lineage: Eukaryota; Fungi; Basidiomycota; Dacrymycetes; Dacrymycetales; Dacrymycetaceae. The coding region runs from base 1 to 864 and encodes 287 amino acids. The transcript has 7 exons. Gene Ontology annotation, molecular function: oxidoreductase activity. Gene Ontology annotation, cellular component: cytosol.
AUGCCUGUGCCGGCUGAGGACCUGCCCGUCACGCACCACCAUACUAUCUAUCCCGGCAUAGAGCCAUCCAAAUUCUCAAAUACGCUCACCAAUAAGAUUGUGUUCAUCACCGGUGCCUUUCGCGGGAUUGGUGCCGCAACCGCCAUCGCGUUCGCCAGGUCCGGUGCAUCACUGUUCCUAGUGGCUCGGAACAAAGAAACGCUGGACAAAGUUAAGGAUAGCAUUCUUCAGGUCGUCCCGAACGCGAAUAUCGAAACAUGGGUGGUCGAUGUCGUGGAUCAUCUGCAGGUUCAGGAGGCGGUCAGGGGAUGCCUGACUGCGUUCGGGCAGAUCGAUGUGGUGAUCAGCAAUGCCGCUGAGAUUGAUGCAGCAAUCGUUCAACAAGAACCCAGUGUCUGGUGGCAUACGUGGGAAGUGAACAUCAAAGGAUCUUUCAACGUCGCUCAUUUUACGUUACCUGAACUUGAGAAAACGAAGGGGUACCUCAUGUUGCUUUCUUCCAUUGGUGCACAACGCAGAGACAUCAGAACUUCAGGCUACGCGAGCGGAAAACAUGCUAUCAAUCGCAUCGCAGAAUUUGCAGCUAUAGAAUCUCCCAGUGUGACGGUCUUUUCCGUACACCCUGGAGCUGUCAUGACCGAACUGGCCAAAUCGGGUGGGGACUUCCUUGCUCCCCUGCUCAUAGACGAUGUUCAGCUGCCAGCGUGGACGAUGGUGCGGCUUGUGCAAGGCAAAGAAGACUAUUUAUCUGGUCGAUAUAUUUCUGUCAAUUGGGACCUUGACGAGGUGCAUGACGACUGGAAGAAUGCUAUUCUCGAGGACGAUGCGCUCAAGAACCGACUGGCGCUGCCUUCCGGCGCAUGA